Messenger RNA from Fundulus heteroclitus (mummichog), 578 nucleotides. RefSeq names its product late histone H2A.2.2-like. The transcript has 2 exons. NCBI's taxonomy places the organism in Eukaryota, Metazoa, Chordata, Actinopteri, Cyprinodontiformes, Fundulidae. The record is from RefSeq and is a predicted model, not a curated record. Gene Ontology annotation, cellular component: nucleosome. Gene Ontology annotation, molecular function: protein heterodimerization activity; structural constituent of chromatin; DNA binding. Bases 104 to 520 code for a protein of 138 amino acids.
GGUGUCAUUAAUCAACUGAUUACCUUGGCUGAAAUAAAACACGCUUUCUGUGACUCACCUCUUAGUUGAGCUCUCCUGUGGAAGUGCUGGUUCCUGCCUUACAAUGUCUGGACGAGGAAAGAAAGCUGCAUCAAAACCAAAAACUGCAAUGUCCCGUUCCUCCAGAGCAGGAAUCACUUUCCCAGUAGGCCGCAUCCACAGGCUGCUCAAAAGAGGCCACUAUGCAGAGAGGCUUGGCACUGGUGCUGCAGUGUACCUCGCUGCUGUCCUGGAGUACCUCUGCGCUGAAAUCCUGGAACUAGCUGGAAAUGCAAGCCGGACCAACAAGAAGCUGCGCAUUGCCCCACGCCACCUCUUGCUUGCUGUAAAGAAUGACGAGGAGCUCAACACGCUACUGGCAGGAGUCACCAUCUCGGAGGGUGGGGUGAUCCCGAAUAUCCAGGCAGCCCUCAUCCCAAAGAGGACCAAAGCUCCAAAGGACGAUUCAAGCACUAAAGAUGUCCAAUCUCAAGAAUUUUAACUGUUUUUAAACUUUAUUCUGAUUUUUGCAAUAAAUUUUUGUACAUGUAUCAACUUGA